Molecule: messenger RNA, 1101 nt
Organism: Colletes gigas
Lineage: Eukaryota; Metazoa; Arthropoda; Insecta; Hymenoptera; Colletidae
Gene: Tssk
Product: testis-specific serine/threonine-protein kinase 1
Exons: 4
Coding region: 1-1101 (366 amino acids)
Biological process (GO): intracellular signal transduction; cellular response to glucose starvation; protein phosphorylation
Molecular function (GO): protein serine/threonine kinase activity; ATP binding
Source: RefSeq, a predicted model, not a curated record
AUGGCCACGCGACUCAGCCCCCGAAAUUCGGAGGUGAACGCUCUUGAGCAGCGAGGCUAUCUGAUUGGCAAAAAGAUUGGACAGGGUUCGUACGCGACCGUGCACCUGGCCGAGUACGUGGACGGGACCAGCUCCAAGAAACUACGGUUAGCCUGUAAGAUAUUCGACAAAGAGAAAGCACCCCGUGAUUUCCUCAACAAGUUUUUCCCCCGCGAACUCGAGAUCCUUACAAAAAUUGAAAAUCCUCAUAUCAUUCAAGUGCACAGUAUAUUGCAGCGUGGCCCGAGGGUCUUCAUCUUCAUGCGUUGCGCCGACAAUGGCGACCUGCUGGACUUCGUGAAAAAGAACGGCGUCGUGCCGGAACAGCAAUCGAAGCUUUGGUUCAGACAGAUGGCAUCCGGCCUCUAUUAUCUCCACGGGAAGAACAUCGCCCACCGUGACCUCAAGUGCGAGAACAUCCUUCUAUCCAGGAAGUUCAACGUCAAACUGGCGGACUUUGGAUUCGCGAGGUUUUGCGUCGACCACGACGGCAGACGCGUCCUCAGCGAGACUUAUUGCGGCUCCGCGGCCUACGCUGCACCGGAAGUCGUAUCCGGCACCCCCUACAACCCGAAGCUGGCGGACGUCUGGUCCCUAGGGAUCAUUCUGUUCAUCAUGCUGAACGCCUCUAUGCCUUUCGACGACACGAAUCUCAAGAAACUGUUGAAGGACCAGAUGUCGAGGAACUGGAUGUUCCGCUCGCGAGUACGGGGGGUAGUGUCCGCGCUGGCAAAGAGCAUCGUCAAGCACAUCCUAGAACCGGACAUCACCCUGAGGCUGACUCUGGAAAGGGUCCUGGGUCACGAGUGGGUGCGCACCAAGAAAGAAAAACCCGGUCCACUUGCUGGACGACUCGUGCACUCUGCACCCCCUAUUCAUCCGCAGGUAUGCGGAGGCGGAGGUGGUGGAAACAUGGUUGGAGCGGGCGCAGCGGGUGGUUGCAACGCCCCCGUGGUAUCGAGAGGGCUGCCGUCGUUCAAGAAUUCCGAGAAUAAGAAUCAGGGCAGCGGCGUGAAGUCCAUGGACAAUUCGGGGAAAAACACGUUGUGCGCCGUCGAGUGA